AUGUCAUGUCUUCCAGUUUAUUAUAAGAACUGUGCUGAACUGUACAAAGCUGGAAAACGAACAAGUGGAGUUUACAAGAUCGACCCAGACGGUGCUGGUGUCUUUGACGUGUACUGUGACCAAACAACAGCCGGUGGGGGCUGGACAGUGUUCCAAAAGAGACUGGAUGGCUCGGUUAAUUUCUACCGCGGCUGGAACGACUACAAAAAAGGGUUCGGAAAUCUGAAUGGCGAGUUUUGGCUCGGACUGGGCAAAAUUCACCGCCUGACAAAAACUAAAAGCAAACUUCGAGUGGAUCUCGAGGACUUCAACAGAAACACAGUUUAUGCUGAGUACAACUACUUUGCUAUAACAGACGAGAGAAGCAAAUACACGCUGAGUCUCGGACGUUACUCCGGUAAUUACAUUACUAGCCUCCCACGCAGACGUUCUUAGGGGUUCGUCACGCGUUCCUGCACCACAAAGCGUCUGCUGAAUCGAGCGGUAAAAACCGUAAGUGCCCUUUGGACCUUGAGAAAUUUCGCGCGAGACUCUGCUCCAGAAAAGAUCAGAAAGGUCUCGAAAGGUGAAGACCUAAUACACUUUAUGUAUUUUCUCGCAUUUGGGAAUUCACUCGGUGUUUGCAGUCUAGUAUUUGGGUGUAACAUCAUAGCAUGCUUCUGCAUGCUGUUAUUUGUGUUACCGUAUAUAAGGCGUACGUUGCAGGACAAGGUCACUCGACGGCAUCUCUCUCUUCGCAAUUUGUACGUUUUGCUAUAUUUUUCUUUCGCGGCUUUUGUUCGUUUCCGCCUUGUGCUUUAUUCCUUUUCUUAUAUUUACUGGUUUGUGCUUAUUGUCACAAUUUUUUAAUGAAGUUGUUUGUUUAGUGUGUUUCAGAUAUUUUUUCUAUAAGCCUUUUUCUUUUUCUUAAUUCACGUUUAAUUUUUUCACGUAUCUCUGUAAUAGUUCAAUGUACAGUUUUGGUUGUAGUUUAUUAUAUUUAGUUCGUUAUAGUUUUAUUCUGAUAGUGUCAGCUAUUAAGUUAAAAUUCAAGUCACUCGAAUUGUAUGCGACUUCUUUGUAAUUUUAGGUUAUUAAACUGAAUCACACUGUUCUGCCGCCCGCUUUGAUAGUUUUGCUAUCUCAUAAACAAAAUGCCUAUUCCUGAUUUUGUCUGCGUUGUUGUACAUAAGUGUGAAAAUAAUUUGUUCUCGUUUCAGUUAACUCACACGCCUUCGUCCUCGAGACUACCCUCACGAUCUCGUUGAAAACAUUGCCUCAGAGGUUUCAUUUGCUGAACAGAAGUCAGCUUUACUACUAAACAAUAAAGUGCGAAAAAAAUUAUCCCUUUUGUUCAGUUAAAACGUAAAACUCCACCGUUGUGUCACCCACAGAACAACUUGAUGAUCAAAUGACAUCUAAUCCAGCCUUUACAAAGGGAAACAUACAAAACGCUCACGCUUAUCUUCUAAAUAUUCUUGUCCGGAGCUAAACUCUUGGGUCACGUAUCACACUCUUCCGAGCUUGUACAUAUCUAUGUGUCUGGCUUGUCAAACUUUGACUUCAACAGACCCGAUUGGUUCUCCGAUAAUCUGGACGUGAGCUCCAACUGGUAUUUGCAAACAAUGGGAAAAGAAUUUAACCACUCGACUCAGCAGACGUUCGUGGGGCAGGAACCGGAGUGACGAACCUCUAAGAAAGUCGGCGUGGAAGGCUUUUAUAUUACUUACUUGAUUAAGGUGGCUCAACUGGAUUUUGUUGGGGGGAUACCUCCCAAGUUUGAGUAUUAACUACGUCGGCAUGAGUAAAGAUAUGGGAAAAAGAUUACACAACUGUAUUAUAUUAAGAUUAUAUUUAUUGCAAUCGGAGUCACCAUGGCAACGUAAUGACGCCAUUACGCUUUUUAUUCAUAUUUGUGUUUCUCUGUACCAGGAGUUUUUUUUUGAAGAAAUCGCUUAGGGGAGUAUGUACUUACCAUAAUUGUCUCCAUUAUGGCAAAGUUUAAACAAAUUCUAUGAGAGCGUUUUUGAAAUAUUUUGACACGCAGUUUUAACAAUCAUAAAAACAGUGAAAUAGCAUGCUAUCCACACAAUUCGCUAAUAUUUUAAGACAAUGAUAAGCUUUGGAAACGCGGCUUCAUCCCAUAGUGGUUUGAUUCCAUUGAAAACUGCAUACAAAAAAAGAGCGGAAUUGCUCUGGGCGAUCGCGAGCAAGAAGAAUUUUAUUAACUUGCAUUAAGCUGCUUUUGUUACAGUUUUGGACGUAAUUUGGUCCAUGCCUACAAAUUUCGCAUUUUUCAAAAAACUGCUCGAUAAAUUUUUUUAUAAAUUCGACAAUCUCGAGAUCAAUUGUCAAUAAAUAUUCCCUGCAAGUUUCAAGAAGAUUGAAAGCAGGGAGGGCUUUUAAAUUGGGCCUCAAAUAUAACCAAUUUUUCCCCCAGAUUUUGUGUUUACAAGUGAGCCUCCUCAUUAUUCACAAGCAUUGUUUUCAAGUUUCAUAUACACGUGCACAUUUAGCAAAAACAUAGAAUUUGCAUCAAAAAGGACCGUCGCUUAAAUCUCCGGAAUAUGCUAAUUACCGGGUAAAGAGAUUAUAGUGAUACAUUAUAACAUCAGAGCAAUUCUUUGUAACAGUUUCUGUGAUGUUAUAACCCGAGUAAGACAAUUAAAUAUUGUAUCCUACACGAUGAGCGGUGACGUUCACCGUUUCGGCUCUCACUGCUAUCGGUGACACAAGCCAAUAUUAGCAUAUUCCGGAUAUUUCUUCGGAAAGUAAUCGAGUUGAAUUAAGAGGACGCUCACUUAUAAACACAAAAUCGGGGGGAAACAUUGGCUAUAUUUGAGGUCCCAUUUAAAAGCCUUCCCUGUUUUCAGUGUUCUUGAAACUUGCAGGGAAUAUUUAUUAACAAUUGAUCUCGAGAUUGUCGAAUUUAUAAAAAAAUUUAUCGAGUGGUUUUUUGAAAAAUGCGAAAUUUGUAGGCAUGGACCAAAUUACGUUCAAAACAUGUAACAAAAGCAGCUGAAUGCAAGUUAAUAAAAUACUUCUUGCUCGCGAUCGCCCAGAGCAAUUCCGCUCUUUUUUUGUAUGCAGUUUUCAAUGGAAUCAAACUACUAUGGGAUGAAGCCGCGUUUCCAAAGCUUAUCAUUGUCUUAAAAUAUUAGCGAAUUGUGUGGAUAGCAUGCUAUUUCACUGUUUUUAUGAUUGUUAAAACUGCGUGUAAAAAUAUUUCGAAAACGCUCUCAUAGAAUUUGUUUAAACUUUGCCAUAAUGGAGACAAUUAUAGUAGUUACAUACUCCCCUAAGUGAUUUCUUCAAAAAACUCCUGGUACAGAGAAACACAAAGAUAAAUAAAAGGCGUAAUGGCGUCAUUACGUUGCCAUGGCGACUCCGAUUGCAAUAAAACCCAGAUCAUAAGAAAUUUUCAUCUUAAUAUAAUACAGUUGUGGUAAUCUUUUUCCCAUAUCUUUACUCAUGCCGACGUAGUUAAUGCUCAAACUUGGGAGGUAUGCCCCCCAAAAAAUUCAGUCGAGCCACCUUAAACAUAAGCACGUUAAACGGGCAUGAGCUAUUUUGAAUGCUUCAGUGUAACCUUACCUAGAGUGAUGAAUCUACCUUUUUCGUCCUAAAUGUAGACUGGGUUUUUGUGCGAAAUUGGGUAUUACCGUACAUAAAUGAAAACGCGAAACGCUCAGUUGCGUCGAUCCUCAUGCUAUAUAUUCACUUUCCUCUGUCUUUCCCUAUUACAUUUGGGGCAAGUUAAACAAAUUGUUAAAGUAAAAUAAAUCUCUACUCACCAAACGUUGAUUAGAAGGAAAACUCUAAAGUUUCCCCGGAGUUUCUUAAGCCAAAAUGUGACUCGUCGAAUUCGAGUUGUUAAGGAAUACCAGGAGUUUUAUCAUUGUGGUAGAUGGUUGCAUCAUCACAAUUCAUGAGGUUUUCACGUGCGAUUCUACUCAGUGAAACAGUCUUUAACUCCGACAACUUAUUUCUUCAUGUUUUAAAAGCUAGUGCUUCUUAAAAAGACAAGAGCCUUUUUUGGGGGGUUCGAGGUAACAGCUGAGUGAAAACGACUGAUAUGAACACAAUAUAAAGGGAAAAAAUCUUUUUUUAUGCACGAUACUCUACGGUAGCCAAUUUACACGUUACGGAUGUUAGAGUCAACAAAAUAAUGUCUCAAGAAAAGACCUAAAAAAAAAAGCUGGCCGACUUUUGUGUUCACCGCAAGUUCAUUUUGUUUUCUUUCUAUCGGGCCCAGUUAUGUGUAAAUUAAACUUUGAAUAAACUUAUGCAUAACUGUACAUGAUAAAAACGUUACCAUAAGUUACCAUUGCUUUCUUCUUGUCGAUGAAUUGCUCACAAAUGCUUAGGGGUUCAUUUACUGAAAAAUAUGCGAUACACUUCGUAGACUACAGAUUAUAAACGUUACAACAACUUAGCUACGAGUCUGUCGGUAGAAGAAACGAGAACUCUUAUAUUUAACAAAUGUUUUCGGUAAAACUGAAAGAAAAUGUAGAUAGGCGCAUGAAACUUCAUUCAAGCGGUAUUCAAGGCGUGAAUUUAAUGUGGAAACAAGUAAUAAUCCACAGAAAGGAGGCUGUUCCUCGAAGCAAGAUUCUCGCUUAAUGCUUUUCUUUUUACAACUUAGACGGCAACACAGAGUGUUCAAUAUACCUUCUUGUUCUCUUCACCUGAAUGGCAACCAGGACAACCUGACAAUAGGAAGCCAUUCAAUGUGCGUCUCAGUCAAAUCUUGAAAACAUGCAUCGUAACUAAGUGAGUAAGUAGGUAAGGAAAUAAUAACGCCCGAUAUCAUGAAGCUGAAAAAGAAAGUAAACCAGACACUGAAAACGGUAAGUUUUCAACUCCACCAGAGCUAAGAAAAGACAAUAAAUUAGGUUAGUAAUUCCAGAUUCCAGGUACUGGAUUCAAGUCUUUGUCAGUAGAACCAAGAGACUAUGAUCUAUUCUCUCUUGGUAGAACUUGGAUUCCGGAUUUCAAUCGUUAGUGGGAACAAACUCCUUUCUACGGACAAGAGAGGAUAAAGCGCGAGCUUUAUCCCCUCUUGCUGUGGAUUAUUACUUAUUUCUAUAUUAAAUUCAUGCCUUCACGAAUACCUGCUUGAAUGUACUUUACUGGCACUUCAAGCCCAACGUCUCUCCUCCUCUUUCCAGUUACUUGUGCAAAGAGUUUAUUUUGGGAGUUUGCGACCAGGACGUUUUUCAACAAGCGUUUUCUUUAUUUUUGCCGAAAACAUUUGUUAAAAUUGAAACAGUUCUCGUUUCUUCUACCGACAGACUCGUAGCUGUUCAAGCCCGAGUUAGCCUUUUUUAAAAAAGGUUUUAAGUUGUUGUAACGUUUAUGAUUUAUAGUCUAUGAAGUGUAUCGCACAUUUUUCAGUGAAUGCACCCCUAAGCAUUUGUGAGCAAUUCAUAGACAAGAAGAAAACAAUGGUAACUCAUGGUAACAUUUUUUAUCAUAUACUGUUAUGCAACUGGGCCCGAUAGAAAGAAAACAAAAUGAACUUGCGGUGAACACAAAAGUCGGCCAGCUUUUUCUUUUAGGUCUUUUCUUGAGACAUUAUUUUGUUGACUCUAACAUCCGUAACCUGUAAAUUGGCUACCGUAGAGUAUCAUGCAUAAAAACGAUUUUUUUCCCUUUAUAUUGUGUUCAUAUCAGUCGUUUUCACUCAGCUGUUACCUUGAACCCCAAAUCAUUUUCCCCUGCCGCGACAUUGGACCCGCGACCGCGACUUUGGACCCGCGACUAUUAGUCAAACUCUAAACAGAAUUAUAAAAAUAACCCAUGCACACAAUUUGCACGUGAAGAUGUUGGUCUUUGGCCCUUUUACCAUUCGUACGUAAAAAAAAAAAAACGCAAAUUGUUUACUACAAAAUUUCUCAAACGAUUUUAAGAAAUCACCUCGGCUUCAUUACAAUAUCUGCAAUUAAAUUAUGUUUCAUGCGACGUCAAGGUUGAUUGCCUAACGUUUAUUAACUUCCAAGAAAAUUAUCAAACUGCCGAAAUAUAUUUCUGCUCAAAUCAUGCUACUCCACUCAAUAAAACAGUAUCUAAUCAUUGUGUAAACUAGCUUCUUCCAAUUUUAUUCCCUAACGCUACUGUUUGAACUUACGUUACUCAUCUUUACUAAAUAAAAUACGUUUCAAUAACUAUAAUGCUUAGUACGCAGGAAGGAUGUCUCAUGUUCUUCACUUAUUAUUAUUCUUUUUUUUUUGUUUUACCGGAACUAAAAAGGUCUGUCGAACUUUGUAAGCGAGAGAAUAAUAUUUUUAAAGCUUGUCUACAGGACUAACAAUACUCGGUACAGCUUUUUUUUAUACUCUACCUUGAAGCAGGUGAAACACAACUCAAAAAUACGUGCGUCAGUACCGUUGGCGAUAGCCGAAUUCGGUCAGAAAUGUCUUGAAAUAGCACCCUCACUAAAGUAUGAACCCUUAAACAGCUGCAUCACUGUACACAGCGUUUGAAUCAUGAAGAUAUUUAAUAUAAUGUUUCCAAACACCUGUAGCCGAAAUAAAAGACGAAAAAAUUGUGAAGAAUCAAGAUGGCGAUCUCAAAGUUCCCUUGUGCGACCUUUAGCAAUCUCAUGUUUAAGUAGAUGCCAAGACCUCAUUGGUUCCUAAGCAUCAACGCAUAGUACCUUCAACCUUAUUGGCUCUUGCAACAAACAUCCGAACAUACAAAGAUACAAAGAUACAAAGCCACAAAGAUACAUACGCUCACACCACUGACAUAUGAGCUAUUUUUUCAUAAUAGCUCAAAAAUAGAGUUCGGGGCAACGUCUUAUAAAGACCCAAGUUAAUGCUAAUGAUUUUGACGUUUAAGAAAUAAAGACUCACCACAGAGAUACAACUAGUCCCACAUACAGUGAAGUAUGCAAUAAUCACACAGAUAUCAUAAAAUUAGAGGAAUUAAAGCAAAUUAAUAUAAUAUGGAGCGUUAGAGUGAUUUUACUUCGACCAUGAAACGGAUUCAAUGCUUCCCGCUGUUUUUAGAUAUCAAUCAUCGUAAAAUCACAGUUAUGUGGAGAUGCAUUCAAGGAAAUAUCAUUUCUUCCAAUCUCAUUUUCCAGGAAAUGCUGGUGACUCGCUGGCUCGUCAGAGAGGCCACCCUUUCUCCACUAAAGAUCGAGACAAUGACGUCUGGUCUGAUAACUGUGCUGCACGCUUUAAGGGGUCCUGGUGGUACGAUGACUGUCAUCAUUCCAACCUGAACGGCCUCUAUCAUCGCGGUAGACACUCUUCAUUUGCUGACGGAGUGAACUGGUAUUACUGGAAGGGACAUUACUACUCCGUUAAACGAGCUGAGAUGAAACUCAAACCAGUCAACUUCUAA
Messenger RNA from Porites lobata, 7332 nucleotides. The record is from the annotation of a GenBank genome assembly. NCBI's taxonomy places the organism in Eukaryota, Metazoa, Cnidaria, Anthozoa, Scleractinia, Poritidae.